Molecule: messenger RNA, 1158 nt
Organism: Lodderomyces oxycetoniae
Lineage: Eukaryota; Fungi; Ascomycota; Pichiomycetes; Serinales; Debaryomycetaceae
Gene: DOS2
Product: Dos2p
Exons: 1
Coding region: 1-1158 (385 amino acids)
Cellular component (GO): cytoplasm
Source: RefSeq, a predicted model, not a curated record
AUGGAGACAGCGAAUCCAAUUUCCACAGAGGAGGAUAUUCCUCCCUCUUUGAUAGCGGACAAGUCCAAAAGUACAGUUGAAAAUGAGGCUAAUGAGAAAACUGAGAAAGCAAUGGAGGCUUUAGAAAACGAGAUUGACCAAGCUUAUGGAUUAGUCGAGUCUAAAUUUCAAGAGCUUUGGAAAGGCACUACCGACAAUGCACACUUGAUUCAGAAUAAGUAUCAUUUGGAUGAAUACAAGGAGAGUCUACUCAAGCAAUUGAAUACAAUGAAGAAGGGUAUUGAAGAGAAUAAGAAUCUUCAAAAUGUUACUGAUAAUUUAAGAGUGUUUGAAGCGCAUUUGAAAGAGUUGAAACUCGAAGAUCGUCUACACCUCAAGGAUAUAUCUCGGAGUGCAAAUAAUGCAUUGAACAUAAUUGACUCCAAGUUGGAAAAAGUUGAAAAUGAGGCAAGCAAAUAUAUCUCCUCCUUUACAUCUUUUCUUUCAAAUAUAGUUACCGUGACACCAGACGUGCAAGACGACAAUGGCCACGUGCAGGAAAGUGAAGUUCUAUUCAAUUCUAGCUUAAAUCAGUAUGCCAAUUAUGGAACGAGUCGCUAUGAUAACGACUUGUUUAAGCUUCACACAACGAAUACUUUUUACAUCAGCAAGGGCGACGAUGCUGAUGCCAAGGCUAAGGGUUUCAAUGCAGAUGAGAAAACCAGUGAGAUUGAAGCUUUAUUGAAAAAAUAUCCUGAUACCUUAACAAAGACGAUGAAUGAACUAGUCCCUGUGAAAGUGAGCUAUAAUACAUUUUGGUUUAGAUAUUUUCAGAAUGAGAGUAAGUUGAAGGAGUUGGAUAAGCAAAGAAAGGGGUUGCUAGAAAAGGAGAAGACCACUCCCAGUUUGAGAAAACAAGCAGCGGAAGAAAAAGGAAAAGAUGAUGAAGAAGAAGAAGAAGAAGAAGAAGAAGAAGAAGAGUUUGAUUGGGACAAUGACGAUGAUGAAGAAGAAGAAGAAGAAAAUUAUGAAAAACUUUCUACGAAGCGAUUGGUCAAUCCCGGGGAAGUAAAAGAGUCCGAUUCCAAGUCCAAGUCCAAGUCCAAGUCCAAAGAUACUGCCAAUGCCAAUGAAGUUGACGAGGACGAUGAUGAUGAUGACGAUGAUGACUGGGAAUGA